AUUUGGCUUCGCCGACGGUUGAAGCAGUAGCGUAGAAGAUAAGUUUCUCGGCGGUUGUUGAGUCAGACUCGUGCUGUUGCGAAGUGUCGGUUACACGUCUGCCCAUUCAAAAUGAGGGAAAUCGUCCAUCUCCAGGCCGGUCAGUGCGGUAACCAAAUCGGAGCAAAAUUUUGGGAGGUGAUCAGCGAUGAGCAUGGCAUUGACCCGACUGGUUCAUACCAUGGUGACAGUGACCUGCAGCUCGAUCGGAUCAACGUCUACUACAAUGAGGCCUCUGGUGAGUGGAAAGUGAUUGCUUGUGGCAGUGUUUUGGAAGUAAUAUUAAAAACACGUUUUAAUGUAUUUUUAUUGAUGUCCACAGGUGGGCAGUAUGUCCCCCGUGCAGUCUUGGUGGAUCUGGAGCCAGGAACCAUGGACUCUGUGAGAUCCGGACCUUUUGGCCAGAUCUUCAGACCAGAUAACUUUGUUUUUGGCCAGAGUGGUGCUGGAAACAACUGGGCCAAGGGUCACUAUACCGAGGGCGCAGAGCUGGUAGACUCAGUCUUGGAUGUGGUAAGGAAGGAGGCCGAGGGCUGCGACUGCCUCCAGGGCUUCCAGCUCACACACUCACUGGGAGGUGGCACCGGCUCUGGAAUGGGUACACUCCUCAUUAGUAAAAUUCGGGAGGAGUACCCCGACCGCAUCAUGAACACCUUCAGUGUGGUCCCAUCCCCCAAGGUGUCAGACACAGUAGUGGAGCCCUACAACGCCACGCUGUCGGUCCACCAGCUGGUCGAGAACACAGACGAGACCUACUGUAUCGACAACGAGGCUCUGUACGACAUCUGCUUCCGUACCCUCAAGCUUACAACCCCCUCAUACGGUGAUCUCAACCACCUGGUGUCCGCCACGAUGAGCGGUGUCACGACGUGCCUCAGGUUUCCCGGUCAGCUGAAUGCUGACCUUCGUAAACUGGCCGUCAACAUGGUGCCCUUCCCACGCCUGCACUUCUUCAUGCCCGGCUUUGCCCCCCUCACAAGCCGAGGCAGCCAGCAGUACAGGGCUCUUUCCGUACCUGAGCUCACCCAACAGAUGUUCGACGCCAAGAACAUGAUGGCCGCCUGCGAUCCACGCCACGGGCGCUACCUGACGGUGGCCGCCAUUUUCCGUGGUCGCAUGUCCAUGAAGGAGGUGGAUGAGCAGAUGCUGAACGUGCAGAACAAGAACAGCAGCUACUUCGUGGAAUGGAUUCCCAAUAAUGUCAAGACGGCAGUGUGCGACAUCCCUCCCCGUGGGCUGAAGAUGGCAGCCACCUUCAUUGGCAACAGCACAGCUAUCCAGGAGCUGUUCAAGCGCAUCUCCGAGCAGUUCACCGCCAUGUUCAGGCGCAAAGCUUUCCUCCACUGGUACACAGGCGAGGGCAUGGAUGAGAUGGAGUUCACUGAAGCUGAGAGCAACAUGAACGACCUGGUGUCUGAGUAUCAGCAGUACCAGGAUGCCACUGCCGAUGAGGAGGAGUUUGAGGAAGAUGAGGGCGAGGAGGAUCUUGCCUAGACCUAUUUCUGAAACCAAAAUCUGUUCAUUUCUGAGAUUUUCUACUGAAGCCAAAGUCUGUUCGAGGUUUGGUUCUUGUAUUAGCACUUGUGCUAGAUGAUAGCCCUUAGCCCAGAUUAAUAUUUCUCCCAUUUGCACAAACGGCUGCAGAUGCGUCAGCAAGAAUCACCUUCUCAACUCAUCAUUUUGUUUACUGGAUGUUACAGCCCAGUUUAAUGUUGCAGCAAGAGAAAGCAGUCGGCAAAAGAACCAAAGAAGUUUGAAUUAACAGUGUUUAAAUUGAAAUCUAAAGUCCAACUCAAGCAAAUGAAACUGAUCUUAAAUUUGCAAGAACACCUAACUGGCACUGAAGGGUGCAGUACACAUGGCGAUUAAGUGUCAUCUCCAAAUAUGUUUCAUCACAGAGGAUGACAAAGAGCUGGCCUCAACUUGUGUUAUUUGGAACCAAAUCCUUUCCUUUGACUUUUUAUGUCUGUUGUACUAUUCUGUCUGUCUCUCUCGAAACACUUCAGUUGUCUUCCUUUUUUGCUGCAUAUUGAAAUAAAGUUUCUGACUCCUAGUGA
Molecule: messenger RNA, 2096 nt
Organism: Synchiropus splendidus (mandarinfish)
Lineage: Eukaryota; Metazoa; Chordata; Actinopteri; Syngnathiformes; Callionymidae
Product: tubulin beta chain
Exons: 3
Coding region: 112-1533 (473 amino acids)
Biological process (GO): microtubule cytoskeleton organization; mitotic cell cycle
Cellular component (GO): cytoplasm; microtubule
Molecular function (GO): GTPase activity; structural constituent of cytoskeleton; GTP binding
Source: RefSeq, a predicted model, not a curated record